This is a messenger RNA of Rotaria socialis, 801 nucleotides long. Lineage: Eukaryota; Metazoa; Rotifera; Eurotatoria; Philodinida; Philodinidae. The record is from the annotation of a GenBank genome assembly.
AUGACUCAUGAUGUAGAAGCUUAUUUAGCACCUGCCGAUGUUUUGAUCUGUUCAAAAUGUAUGGGUAUAGGACACUUUAGAAAACAGUGUACAGAAGCAGAAGAAACAUGUAAAGUGUGUGGUACAUCCUGCCCUGAUCUUCGCCAACAUAAAUGUUCAACAGUUAUUAAAUGCAUUCACUGUGAUGGCGAUCAUCAUUCAAAUGCAUUAAAAUGUCCAAUCGUAAAAAGCUAUCGUGCUACAUUAACAAAAAAGUUACUAUCGGCAAAUCGUCCUCCACCACCACAUUCUGCAUGGUCAAAUAAUAAUGGUAAUAUUAAUAUUAAUAAUAAUACUAAGUAUCAACAUAAUUGGGCAGAUUAUCCUCAAUUGCCACCACCACAGAAACAAAACAUACCAUAUUCUACAGCCAGUAACGAAAUGAUUAACAAAAUUGGAGAACUGAUUGGCACAAUGCAGAAAAUUAAUGAUGUACUAGUUAUAACAGAGAAGAAAAACCAAGAAUUCGAACAAUUUAUCAUUGAUAGUAAAAGCAAUGAUGCUAGCCUGUCCAAGAAACUCGAUCAACUAAAUGAAAAAGACAAGGAUUACAAGAAAGUUCAUACACAACAUGAUAUUAAGCUAUCCCGACAUGAAAAUGUAUUUACAAAAUUAGUACUGCCGAUGUUAGAUGAAAUCGCAAAAUUUAUGGUGAACAUAAACCUUGAUAAAAAUCUUGGUGUAUUAAAUGCAGAUUUUCAAGUUACAAUAAAUAGAAUGCGUGCACAAUUGACGAACGUAAGCUUAAACAAAGACUUCUGA